GCUGAAGUGACAUUUACCAUUUCCAGCUCCAUCGUUGUUGCAAAACGAUGAAGUUGUAAGAUGAUGGGCGAUCAGUUUCGUAAAGUGGAACAAUAUUCGCCCAAAUCUUCGCCUAGAGGGGCUCGUUCCCCUGUCGUUUCGCGUCAGGAUUCGUCAGGAACAUUAAAAACGACAAUUUUGUUAGGAAAGAACCCUUCAAUUGUCCCUAGUGGACCUUUCUAUUUGAUGAAAGAGCCUCCAGGAGAGUCGGAACUAACAGGAGCGACGAAUUUGAUGGCCUAUUAUGGCCUUGAGCACUCUUACAGUAAAUUCAGUGGAAAAAAGCUUAAAGAACAGUUAUCUUCGUUUUUGCCAACAUUACCUGGUGUUAUUGACUCUCCUGGACAGCAUGAUAACAGUUCAUUAAGGUCAGUGAUUGAAAAGCCCCCAAUUGGGGGCAAGGAAUUGUUACCGUUGACAAGCAUCCAACUGGAUGGCUUUAGACUACACCCUGGGGCGCUGCCUGAACAAUAUCGUUAUGCAAAUGCGGCGCCUAUGAAAAAGCAUAAAAAUAAACAUAAAAAACACAAACACAAAGAUGGGGGGCUUCCAAGUCAGGAGACUACCAUUACUGAUGCUGGAAGUGAUACACAUGAAAAGAAGCAUAAAAAGCAAAAACGGCACGAUGAAGAUAAAGAAAGGAAGAAAAGAAAAAAGGAAAAGAAGAGAAAAAAGCAGAAACACAGUCCUGAGCACAGUGGUGGCUUGACGCCCAGCCAACACUCAAAUUCGUGAAGAUCUUCAAGUGGAUUGCGAAUAAUUCCAACUUACCCUAGGUUUAAGCUCUAUUAUUUAUUGUUUAUUAUUUUGGAAAAUAAACAGACUGUUAUUUUUA
Messenger RNA from Tribolium madens (black flour beetle), 874 nucleotides. It is a transcript of the gene MED19, whose product is annotated as mediator of RNA polymerase II transcription subunit 19. The record is from RefSeq and is a predicted model, not a curated record. Gene Ontology annotation, cellular component: mediator complex. The transcript has 3 exons. Gene Ontology annotation, molecular function: transcription coregulator activity; transcription factor binding. Bases 61 to 774 code for a protein of 237 amino acids. Gene Ontology annotation, biological process: positive regulation of transcription by RNA polymerase II. NCBI's taxonomy places the organism in Eukaryota, Metazoa, Arthropoda, Insecta, Coleoptera, Tenebrionidae.